UUGAAAAUAUUCCAUAAUAAAAAAGAUAUGUUUUGAAAAGUGCCUGCAAUAAUACAACAAAUGUUUUUAUAAAUUAAAUAUUAAUUCAAGUUUACUUAGAUUUAUUUAGUGUCAACAAAGUGCUUGGAAUUUUGAAAUUAUUUUUAUGAUAAUUUGCAAAUAUUUUAAUUAACUAAUUUAAAAACAUUAAUAAUAAUAAAUUAAAAGCGUGUUGAAAAAAAUUAUUUGUGUCCAAUUUGUCAUAUGCAAAUGUCAAUGCAUUGAAAUUAAACUUGUCACAACUAAUAAAUAGAUAAAGUUUUUAAUAAAAAACAAUGAAAACAAAGCUAAAAUGUUAAAGUGAACACAGAGAAACAUCAGAUAAUUUACUUAAGAAAAAAAUAAUACAAAGAAAUAAAAACAAAUAACCCACAAAAGAAGAAACUAACAAACCAACUGAAAGCAAAAUAUUGUGAAAAUGUUUGAUGUGAACAAUUUGAAUACAACAGCCACACUAACAAAUCUAAUAGAAAAUGUUAAUCAAAGUAAUCAAAAUAAUACUAAUAAUGAUAAUCUGCUAUUGUCCGCCCCCAUUACAUCGUCAGCCUACGCGACACAAAAUGACAACAACUCCUCAAUGCUGCUUACGGACUUGGUGGUGAAUGCCACAGCGGCUGUGGUUGAUUAUGCCGCACAAUGGCUGACAACAACAAUAGCAACAACAGCCGCAAAUUUAAGCAGUAUCGGCAAUGAAACCAACACCUCCUCCUUCUACACAUUUCCAGCGCAUUCGCCCACCGAUAGUAUUUUAAAUUUUAACACCACCCCAUCAAUUGGUGCUGGCAGUUAUACAAAUUUUACAAAUCCUGCCACCGACAACAUCAUCAACACCACCUCCUUGUCCUCCUCCGCCACAUUCAUGCUAAAUGCUGAUCUCAUUGGGGAAAAUCCAAAAUUAGCUGAUGAUGGCAAUAACUAUGAUGACUUGAAUGAAUGUCAUCCAGAUAAUCCAAAGUUUAAUUGUUCACGCGAGGAUUAUAUUCAGUUCAUUUUAGGACCUCAGAAGCUGCCGCUCUACAAAUCUCUGUUGAUAACAAUUCUAUAUGGUGGCAUAUUUAUAACGGGCUUUUUUGGUAACGUUUUGGUUUGUAUGGUGAUUUUUAAACAUUCAACCAUGCAUACGGCAACAAAUUAUUAUCUAUUCAGUCUUGCUGUGUCGGAUCUUAUUUAUUUAACAUUAGGCCUGCCUAUGGAAGUGAUUUUGUAUUGGCAUCAAUAUCCGUAUUUAUUUGGUCUGACGUUUUGUAAAGCCAGAGCCUAUAUAUCGGAAGCAUCUACGUAUGUAUCAGUUUUAACAAUAGUGGCGUUUUCGGUGGAACGUUAUAUAGCCAUUUGUCAUCCCUUACAUUUGAGUGCCAUGAGAGGCUUCAAAAGAGCGUCCCGUAUAAUUGUUCUGCUAUGGCUACUGAGUUUUAUAGGAGCCAUACCAUUUGGCAUAUGGACGAAAAUUAAUUAUUGGUACUAUCCCCCAGAUCAAUCCCAAAUUAAGGACUCUGGAUAUUGUGGUUUUGAUACGCCCGAAAACAUACCCCUAUUUGAGGUUUCAUCUUUAGUCUCAUUUUUUAUACCCAUGUUUUUAAUAUUUUAUUUUUAUGGUCGUAUGGGUGCCAAAAUACGCUCUAGAACCACACAGCAAUUGGGUGUCCAACAAGGUUCCAUGCAUAGAGAAUCCACAAUUCAAAAGUCACGUAGAGCCGUCAUUAGAAUGUUGGCCGCUGUGGUGGUGACAUUCUUUAUCUGUUGGCUGCCAUUUCAUAUACAACGUUUGUGGUACGUCCAUGGCAAGACCCACAAAUAUUAUCAAGAGGUUAAUGAAUGGCUGUUUUCAAUAACUGGCUUUGCUUACUAUGUCACUUGCACAAUUAAUCCCAUUUUGUAUAAUGUGAUGUCACAUCGUUAUCGUGUCGCAUUUAAGGAUAUUUUAUGUCGCAAACGUAAAAAUGUCUAUUACAAUAAUGGUUUUGCCCGGGAUCAAUCGAGUUUUCGUGAGACAACAAUUGCCUCCAGUUUAUGCAAUAACAGCACGUAUGAUCGGGUACAUUCGGUUCGUGUUCGUUCGGUUAGAAUUGUAAAUAAUGUUAAGGAUCGAAGUUCGAUAAAAUCGAACAAUAUUUCAUGGAAGAAGUCAGAUUUCAAAGAAAAGGACAUACCGGAAAACCAUUCAACAAAUUUAAGUGGCACAAAUGCCGUAGUGGUUUGUGUCGAUAAUGGUGUUAAUGGCCGCACAAAAGUUUUCACCGAAAAUGAAGCCCAAGAAACAUUAUUAAGCAAAAAUAACGAAACCUGCAUUUAGGCUGGUUUGCUAGGAGCAACCUGAGUUAAGGUGCUUAAGAGACUCAUUAUUUGAAAUGGUGAAACACAAACAAACAAACCUAAACUAAACAACGAACAAACCAAACAAAAGAAAACAAAAAUAACUCUUAGAAAACACAAAAAGACUUUAAUUUUUAAGGUAAAGUUUUGCUUUUGUUACUUUUUUUAUACAAGUUAGACAAAAAAAAAUCCCCAAAGUUUAUGGAAAAUUAUUAUUUUUUAAUAUUAUUUUGGAAAACAAAGGUGUGUCUCUUGCCCAUAAUAAUAUAAAGAAAUAAUGAAACACAAUGAAAAAGUCUGUUUAUAAAUAUAUUUAUAUAUAAUUUUUAGGUUUAUUACAAUAUAUUUUACUUUUUAUUUAAAAUAAAAGAAUUAUAGAUAUUUUUGUAGAAAAAAUAAAUGAGAUUUAUUACAAAAAAAAACAA
Messenger RNA from Calliphora vicina (urban bluebottle blowfly), 2777 nucleotides. RefSeq names its product Capability receptor (gene CapaR). Gene Ontology annotation, biological process: neuropeptide signaling pathway. Gene Ontology annotation, cellular component: plasma membrane. Lineage: Eukaryota; Metazoa; Arthropoda; Insecta; Diptera; Calliphoridae. The coding region runs from base 458 to 2332 and encodes 624 amino acids. The transcript is spliced from 11 exons. Gene Ontology annotation, molecular function: neuropeptide receptor activity. The record is from RefSeq and is a predicted model, not a curated record.